Anthostomella pinea is the source of this 693-nucleotide messenger RNA. NCBI's taxonomy places the organism in Eukaryota, Fungi, Ascomycota, Sordariomycetes, Xylariales, Xylariaceae. The record is from the annotation of a GenBank genome assembly.
AUGUCGGCCUCACCCACAUUCCCUUACUUCCCUCACCUCCCCACCGAGUUGCAGAUCCAGGUCUGGGAGAUUGCUAUUGCCCAUGCCAACCGUAACCGCUUCGUGUUGGUAGACGCCGGUUGUAAGCAGAUUAUGCCCACCCGGUUCCUGUGGUCACCAUUCCUCUCUGUCACCAUCUUGAGUCGCAACACAUACAAGCGUCUCUACCCGGUAGAAUUCCGAGUGAAGUGUCGCAAAUAUUACGAGCAGAGAGACUACGCUCGCACAUUCGACAAGCAGCAACAAGCGCCCAACAAGACCUAUGAUUGCGGUACAUUGUACAUCAGCUUCCGACUCGCCACAUUUCUGCCGUACGGGUUCAAACCCGCCGGUCAACGUAUCAUCAAGCCGAACGAUUUUCGCCACCGGGUGAAUCAAGUCGCCGCACUUGGUCGGAACCACGUGUUUUCGCACCCAACAAGAAGGAUGAAUGGUUCAAGACGGAAGUGGGAAAAGUCUACAGGUCCCGAGUUCCCGUUGGACAAAUUCCCCACUAUCAACGUGUACACGUCCAUGUCCCUCUCUUACAAACUUCUCAGGGAGCUGGUUCCGAGAUCCGGAUCGGAUUUUUUGAAGAAGUGGCUUAAGAUGUCUCCCAGUCGCAUUCGGCGUGUCGAGAAACUCAACGGCGUGUGGCAGCAGCGGAACUACUGA